Propithecus coquereli (Coquerel's sifaka) is the source of this 2806-nucleotide messenger RNA. It is a transcript of the gene TRMT44, whose product is annotated as tRNA methyltransferase 44 homolog (S. cerevisiae). Gene Ontology annotation, molecular function: metal ion binding; tRNA (uridine) methyltransferase activity. The transcript is spliced from 11 exons. The record is from RefSeq and is a predicted model, not a curated record. The coding region runs from base 1 to 2283 and encodes 760 amino acids. Gene Ontology annotation, biological process: tRNA methylation. NCBI's taxonomy places the organism in Eukaryota, Metazoa, Chordata, Mammalia, Primates, Indriidae.
AUGGCGGAGGCGGGUCGGGUCGCGGUGAGCGACUCAGGAGGGUUGCUCCCGGGGGGCUUCUGGGCGGCCGUGGCUGUGUGGCUGGAGAGGCCGCAGGUGGCCAACAAACGGCUGUGCGGUGCCCGUCUGGAGGCCCGCCGGAGCGCCGCCCUGCCCUGGGCAGAGGCCCGCGGCCCCAGGCCGAGCGCCGGUCCCGAGCAGGAGGAGGGACCGGGACCCGGCCCCAGGCCUCUAGCAGGACCCGCGAGGGGCACGGUGGGUCGUGGACGUCCGGAGGCCAGGGGCCGGCGCCAGCUAGAACAGGCACAGAAGGAAGCAGCCUCAGCGCCUCUGCUAGCUGGGAAUCCGGGGCAGCCCGGCAAGGCCGGUGACGGGGAGGGCGACUUGCCCGCCACGGACCUGGAUUUGCUCUGGGACGAUUUCUCCCGCAGUCUCGGCGGCGGCAGUCCGGAGUUGCUGGCCUUCCUCACGGGCCCCGGGGCGGGAUCUCAGCCUGAGACGCAGCACGAGCUCGACGUGGUUCUCAGAACCGUCAUCCCGAAAACGAGCCCUCAUUGCCCGCUUGCAGCUCCGAGGAGAGAAAUAGUCGUGCAAGAUGUCCUCAAUGGAACCGUCACUUUUUUACCUCUGGAAGAAGAUGAGGAAGGGAAUUUAAAGAUUAAGAUGGGCAACGUGUAUCAAAUUCGGCUCAGUGACAGCAGGGAAGAAUGGUUCAUAUCUGUUUUAAUUUUCUGUCCAGAAAGAUGGCAUUCAGAUGGAAUUCUGUAUCCCAAACCCACCUGGCUUGGAGAAGAACUGCUGCCCAAGUUGGCCAGGUGGUCUGUGGAGAACAAGAGGAGUGAGUUUAAAAGCACCCUUUCCCUCAUUUCCAUUGUGAAAUACAGCAAGGCUUACCAGGAGCUUAAAGAGAAGUAUAAAGAAAUGGUUAAGGUGUGGCCUGAAGUAACUGAUCCUGAGAAGUUUGUGUAUGAAGAUGUGGCUAUUGCUGCAUACCUGCUGAUUCUAUGGGAAGAAGAAAGAGCCGAGAGGGGAGUAACUGCCAAGCAGUCCUUUGUUGACUUGGGCUGUGGCAACGGCCUCCUGGUCCACAUCCUGAGCAGUGAAGGGCAUCCAGGCAGAGGGAUUGACGUCCGAAGAAGAAAAAUCUGGGACACGUAUGGAUCACAGACUCGGUUAGAGGAACGUGCAAUCACCCCUAAUGAUAAGACCCUUUUCCCUGAUGUUGAUUGGUUGAUCGGUAACCAUUCUGAUGAACUCACACCAUGGAUACCUGUCAUUGCAGCCAGGUCUUCCUACGGUUGCCGCUUCUUUGUCCUCCCUUGCUGCUUCUUCGACUUCAUUGGAAAGUACCGCCGGAGGCAGAGCAAGAAGACUCAGUACCGAGAAUACCUCAAUUUCAUCAAAGAAGUGGGAUUUACCUGUGGGUUUCAUGUAGAAGAAGACUGCCUUAGAAUUCCUUCAACCAAAAGAGUCUGUCUCGUUGGGAAAUCGAGAACAUACCCGCCCACUGAAGAAGUUUUGAUUGAUGCGCAGAGGACUCAGUACAUCACCAGCAGGCGGGGCUGCCCUGUGCGCCUGGCUGGCCGGAAGCCUUCCACUUCUCCACCCCAGGUUGCUGCUGGCUGUGUUGGUCACUGCGACGGUCACAGAGCCCUGGACGUCGGAGCUGAGUGUGUCCCCGAGGCCAGGCCUGCUCAGUGUGCAGCAGGGGCCCAGGUGGAAGGACCCUGGUUGCCCGGAUUUCACCCCAGAGACAAAGCUGAGGGCACGAGGAAUUGUGCCACCCUCCCCCGAGAUUUUAUUGACCAAGUGGUUUUGCAAGUGGCAAAUUUGUUGUUAGGUGGAAAGCAAUUAAACCCAAGAAGUUCUCAAAAUGGGAGUUCGAAGACCUGGAAUGGGGGAGAGAGCCUCUCCUUGGCAGAAGUAGCCAGUGAGCUGGACAAGGAGACCCUGCGGACGCUGAAGCGGGAGUGCGGAGGCCUGCAGACCCUGCUGAGAAACAGCCACCAGGUUUUCGAAGUUCUGAAUGGGAGAGUUCACAUUCGCGAUUGGAGGGAAGAGAAACUACAGAAGAAAAAGCAACCAGAGGCAAAACGGAGACUGUUCUCUGAAUCUUUCAAAACCCGCCUCUGCUGGUUUUUCACUCACCACCCUGACGGCUGUGCUCUGCCCUCGGACUGCUGCCCGUUUGCCCACGGGCCUGGGGAGCUGCGGCCAUCCCAGGCCACCAAGAAGAAAAAGCGGAUUCCGGGAGCUGCUUCCUCCCCGGGAGUUGAGGCCUGACUGGGGAGGCCCAGCCAGGAGGGAAUGUCACCAGCUCAUCGACGCCGCACUGUCUGCGCUGCCGUUUCCUCUCCCCCUCUCCACGUUCUUGGGGUGAUGUGACUGUUUCAUGAACAGAGGGACCCAGAGAAGCCAAAGUCACUCAUAACCCCGACUGGGUGCUGCGUUUGUUUUCAGUGCGGUCACUUUCAAGCGUGCACAGCGUCUGUGCAUCGGGGGACAGUGCAGAUUCUCAUGGGUCUUCUGGUGAGAGCAGCCGAGGAGGCCUUUCGAGGCCCUCCCUGGGGCCCUGACCGCCUGCCGUGCUUCGCGGUGUCUCUGGGCAGACAGGGCAGGGAGAAGUGCAGCCGCAUCUGCCGGAGCCUCCUGCCACACCAGAAAGCAGCUGCUCGGGGGCGAGCACCAGAUUUGUAUUUUAAACACGUGAGGCUUACUAUGUUGAGGUUAUUUUUAGAAUUAUAGAGAACAAAACAAAGCAAAACACCCAUAAUUUCCUCACCUAGCCCCUCUACGUGGCAUGAAA